AUGCCACAUUAUUGUGAUGCUUAUAGUUUUAUAAAUCACUUUGAACUAAUUCUGAUCUAUCUAUCUAUCUAUCUAUCUAUCUAUCUAUCUAUCUAUCUAUCUAUCUAUCUAUCUAUCUAUUUAUCUAUCUAUCUAUCUAUCUCAAUCCGUUUCUAUCUAUCUAUCUAUCUAUCUAUCUAUCUAUCUAUCUCAAUCCGUUUCUAUCUAUCUAUCUAUCUAUCUAUCUAUCUAUCUAUCAUUAUCUAUCUAUCUAUUUCAAUCCGUUUCUAUCUAUCUAUCUAUCUAUCUAUCUAUAUAUAUAUAUAUAUAUAUAUAUAUAUAUGUGAAUUCGUUUCUAUCUAUCUAUCUAUCUAUCUAUCUAUUUCAAUCCGUUUCUAUCUAUCUAUCUAUGUGAAUUCGUUUCUAUCUAUCUAUCUAUCUAUCUAUCUAUCUAUCUAUUUAAUCCAAUUCAUCCGUAUAAUUUAUGAUUAUUACCCUUCCUUCAUUUGUAUAAGCUUUCUCUUUCAUUCUGUCCCUCUCUCUCUUGUUGACCGAUAUUUCAAAACUUUAAUUCUUUGCAUUUUCUAUCUAUCUAUCUAUCUAUCUAUCUAUCUAUCUAUCUAUCUAUCUAUCUAUCUAUCUAUCUAUGUCUUUUCUUUAUCUCUAUCUAUCUAUCUAUAG
This is a messenger RNA of Acanthosepion pharaonis, 660 nucleotides long. The record is from the annotation of a GenBank genome assembly. NCBI's taxonomy places the organism in Eukaryota, Metazoa, Mollusca, Cephalopoda, Sepiida, Sepiidae.